Erinaceus europaeus (western European hedgehog) is the source of this 2280-nucleotide messenger RNA. RefSeq names its product programmed cell death 7 (gene PDCD7). The record is from RefSeq and is a predicted model, not a curated record. Lineage: Eukaryota; Metazoa; Chordata; Mammalia; Eulipotyphla; Erinaceidae. The transcript has 5 exons. The coding region runs from base 32 to 1489 and encodes 485 amino acids.
AGUCUCCAUUAGUGAGCCCUCGUUUGUGGCCAUGUCUCUGCCGCCCUUCUUCGCCCCUGCUCGCCCCGGCCCAUCGCCCCAGCAGCAGCCGCCCCCAGCUCCCUUCGGAUGCCCGCCCCCGCCGCUGCCCUCCUCCACCUUCGAGCUGCCUCUGCCCCAGCGGCCCGGCCCCUUCCCGGUGGCCCCGGGCCCGUUCCUCCAACCCCCGGCGGCCCUGCAGCCCCGGGUACCCGCCGAGGCCUCCCGCGGCGGAGGCAACGGCGGCGGCUUCUUCCCGGUGCCCCCGCCGCCACUGCCGCCGCCUCAGUGCCGGCCCUUCCCGGGCACCGACGCCGCCGAGCGCUCGCGGCCGCCGCCCCCGGCCCCGGGGCCGCCCUGGAGCCCGCGCUGGCCUGACGCGCCGCCGCCGCCGCCGCCGCCCGACGCGCUGGGGGACGCGGCCCUGCAGCGCCUGCGCGACCGGCAGUGGCUGGAGGCCGUGUUCGGAGCCCGGCGGCGGGCGGGCGGCCCCGGGCCUCCCCGCGGCCCCGCGGGACCCAGCCUGGGCGAGGUGCGCGCCGAGCUGCGCGGGGCCCUGCGGCUGGUGCGGCGGCUGCGCGGGCUGGGCCGGGCCCUGCGGGACGCGGAGGCCGACGGCGCCGCCUGGACGCGGCUGCACGCCGAGGCCGCCCCGCUGCGCGCCGAGCUGGCCGGGCGCCUGCAGCUGCUGAGCCAGGCGGCCUACCUGGGCGAGGCGCGGCGCCGGCUGCAGCGGGUGCGGCGCCGGCGGCUGCGGCUGCGCGAGCGGGCCCGGGAGCGGGAGGCCGAGCGGGAGGCCUGGGCGGCGCGGGCGGCGGAGCGCGAGCGGGAGAUCGACCGCUGGAGGGUCAAGUGCGUGCAGGAGGUGGAGGAGAAGAAGCGGGAGCAGGAGCUGAAAGCCGCUGCAGACGGCGUCCUGUCUGAAGUGAGGAAGAAGAAGGCAGACACGAAGAGGAUGGUGGACAUUCUCCGCGCCUUGGAGAAGCUGAGGAAGCUCAGGAAAGAGGCCGCUGCCAGGAAAGGGGUCUGUCCUCCAGCCUCCGCAGACCAGACUUUCGAGCAGCACCUUCAGCGACUGAGAAAACUUAUUAAAAAACGCUCUGAGCUGUACGAAGCGGAGGAGAGAGCCCUCAGGGUGAUGCUGGAAGGAGAACAGGAGGAAGAGAGGAAAAGAGAACUGGAAAAGCAGCAGAGGAAAGAAAAAGAGAAGUUGUUACUUCAGAAGCGCGACGUCGAGUCCAAGUUAUUCGGGGACCCGGAUGAGUUCCCGCUUGCUCACCUCCUGCAGCCCUUCCAGCAGUACUACCUCCAGGCCGAGCACUCCCUGCCCGCGCUCAUCCAGAUAAGGCAUGACUGGGAUCAGUACCUGGUGCCCGCUGACCACCCCAAAGGCAGCUCCGUUCCCCAAGGCUGGGUCCUCCCGCCGCUCCCCAGCAACGACGUCUGGGCAACUGCAGUUAAGCUGCCCUAGCUCAGGCGCCCAGGAGAGCACCCUACAAGGCUGUCACCAGCCUCGUCUUCACGUGCGGGGACUAAGCCUCAGGCUCUAACCGCCACGUGGCGUUGCCUGGCCCAGAAGCUCCACUUUCCUUCCGUGCUGUGUCCUGGCCAGAGGGACCUGGGGAUCUGGAUGAGUGUGUCUUCGGGAGAGGACCAGCUGAACUGGGGUCACUGGCCGCGGCGCCCUGGAUUCGCCUCUGCUAUGAGGGCCUCGGUCCAGAGUGGCUUGCGGGCCGGGUGGCUUCCCUCCCUUGCUCGGUGCUGGGUAAGUGCAGUGAAUGUGCCGGGCUGUGCGGUGGGCAGGCUCGGUACCCUUCUCCAGCAGGCCUGAUGCACAGGCUCCCUCUUCCUACCCAGAGAGCCGGCGGCCGGCGUCCGGGAGAGAGAGAGGAGCAGCACGCUCCAGGUCUAUGAACCCUCCUGUGGUCCCCUGGAAACGGGGCGGGGCCUGUGGCGUUGGGAGCCCCUGCCCCCCACCCCCAUCCUGAGAGAGCACCUGCGGCCUCCCCGUGCCGUGCCGUGCCGUGCCGGGCUAGCCGGGGAACUUCCUCGGGAACCCGGCGUCCAGAAACGUGCCGGCAGCUAAGAGCCGGGAGAAGAGCAGAGAACGCCAGAGUUUGUUCUGUGUGUUCACUAGUGAAAUGCUGUCGUCCCUGGAGAUGACCGGGCGUAUGACGUGUCAAGUUUUGUUCGCUUUUUGUCAUUGUAUUGCCUUAUUUAUAUUUCCAGAGUUAAAUAAACUUUUUAUUUUUUAAUAUGAGC